Molecule: messenger RNA, 408 nt
Organism: Fusarium musae
Lineage: Eukaryota; Fungi; Ascomycota; Sordariomycetes; Hypocreales; Nectriaceae
Exons: 1
Coding region: 1-408 (135 amino acids)
Source: RefSeq, a predicted model, not a curated record
AUGGAUAACUACACCAACGACUUGAAGUGCACUCAGUGCAUUGAUCUCGCCGCAAACGUCGCUGAUCUCCAACAUGCUCUCAGAAUCACCAGAAUUGAAAUCAAGCGCCGAGAAAUAAAAGCCACGGCGCCAUUUCAAUUCGACAAGAAGGAUAUGAGAAUUAUCAAACUAGAAUCUUGCGUCAAUGAAGCUCAAGAAGCGGAGAUCAAAGCUGCUGAGGCUGCAUACGAGGAAUGUAAACGACAUCUGGAAAUUGUAAAAAGUCUUGACUGUAAGGAUCUGGAGGCAAAGAAAGAUGAGUGUGCUAAGCUUGAGAAGGAUCUUGAGGUAAGAAGGGAGCAAGUAUAUGAUGCUAAGAGAAGGCAGUUGGAGUAUCUGGUGAACAUCCGCUAUGCAGAUGAUGACUGA